Pseudophryne corroboree (corroboree frog) is the source of this 1049-nucleotide messenger RNA. Its product is annotated as dual specificity testis-specific protein kinase 1-like. Gene Ontology annotation, biological process: actin cytoskeleton organization; protein phosphorylation; positive regulation of stress fiber assembly. Gene Ontology annotation, cellular component: nucleus; cytoplasm. NCBI's taxonomy places the organism in Eukaryota, Metazoa, Chordata, Amphibia, Anura, Myobatrachidae. The coding region runs from base 486 to 1049 and encodes 187 amino acids. Gene Ontology annotation, molecular function: protein serine/threonine kinase activity; ATP binding. The transcript is spliced from 6 exons. The record is from RefSeq and is a predicted model, not a curated record.
GUUCCCGCUGAUCCCUCCCCUUCCUCCUCCCCGGUUCCCGCCCCCAGCCUCGGCCUCUGCUCCCCGGCGCUCGGUGUCUCAGUGUCCGGAGGCCGCGGCCGGUGCUCGGAUCUAUCACAUCACGGGGAUCGGGCGGAGGUUCCUGGCGGCCGGGUCACUGAUUGUAUAUACGGGUGUGAUUGCCAGCGGGUUCCCCGGGAUGAAUCACCACCGGCGGGUCAGACACAGAGACGCCUCCGCUUAUAUCGGGUUCCAGUGACUGUGAGUGGACUGGUUGUAUCCAUCAUCCCCCCACAUGGGGAUAGUUUGGGAGAAUUUGGCGGAGUUACUGGGAGGAUCCGGCCAGGUCCCGCACAGGAUGACCUUAUCCAGACCCUUCUCCAUCCUGUGUUGGCGAUCUCAUUACUGUUCAGCUCUAAGGACCAUGUGAGCUCCCACCAUAGUGCAAUCUUUGGAUCCCUUGGGCAUGUGAUCAGGUCUCGGAUAUGGAAACUGCUGGAGAUCCUGAGACAUCCAGUGUUGGAGAUACCCAUGGACUGAUGAUAAAUAGCCAGGGGUCUUGCCGCUUGCGUCCCUCCUCGUACCGGGCCCUUCGCAGCGCUGUCUCCAACCUGGCACGUAUUGAUGACUUCUACUGCGAGAAGAUUGGGUCUGGUUUCUUCUCCGAGGUGUUCAAGGUGCGGCACCGUCAGUCCGGCCAGAUCAUGGUGCUGAAGAUGAACAAGAUGAUGAGUAACCGGGCGAACAUGCUGCGGGAAGUGCAGCUGAUGAACCGGUUGUGUCACCCCAACAUCCUGAGGUUCAUGGGUGUAUGUGUCCAGCAGGGACAGCUGCACGCUCUGACCGAGUAUAUUAAUGGUGGGAACCUGGAGCAGCUUCUGCAGAGUACGGACCUGCUCUCCUGGUCUGUGCGUGUGAAACUAAGUUUGGAUAUCGCCAAAGGUCUACUCUACCUGCACUCUAAGGGCGUCUUCCAUCGUGACCUCACCUCAAAGAGACAGCGUGUUACAGCUCUGUACAGUGUGGUCCUCACUCUCUCUGUGUUAUAG